AAGCCGACGGCGAACAGCCCCGCGCUAGCUAAAGCAAAAACAAAUUUUUACACCAACACAAUUAUGUAACGAUGGAAGAAAGAAAUAUUUUUUACAAUUUUACCGAGUAGUUAGCAGCCAAAUUAUAAUAAACCAAGUGUGAUUGUCAUUAUGUGAAGUUAAAUAAUUUUGUGUCCACAACUUGUGAAGGUAUUGAUUUUCUGUGACUUACGGUGAAUGCGGAAUCUCUAUUAUGUGUUGUGUUUUAGUGUUUUAGAAGAUAAAAUGGCCGUCCAACGACACGUGACUAUCUCCUUCGGCCACACAUGACCCACAAAAUGGAGGGGGGAGGCGCUUCGGCCCCAGAGGCUUACCAAUAUGUGGGGCCAUUUCGGCUGGAGAAAACCCUGGGAAAGGGGCAGACUGGCCUGGUAAAGCUGGGCGUCCACUGCGUGACAGGGAAAAAAGUGGCCAUCAAAAUUAUAAAUAGAGAGAAACUUAGCGAAUCUGUGCUUAUGAAGGUGGAACGUGAAAUAGCUAUAAUGAAAUUAAUUGAGCACCCGCACGUUCUUGGCUUGUCUGAUGUGUAUGAGAAUAAGAAAUAUUUAUACUUAGUACUGGAGCAUGUUAGUGGUGGUGAACUAUUUGAUUAUUUAGUAAAAAAGGGGAGACUCACGCCCAAAGAAGCGAGGAGGUUCUUUAGACAGAUCAUAUCUGCGUUGGACUUCUGUCAUAGUCACUCUAUUUGCCAUCGAGAUUUGAAACCUGAAAACCUGCUGUUAGACGAAAGGAAUAAUAUAAAAAUCGCCGAUUUCGGAAUGGCGUCACUGCAACCGGCAGGGUCCUUGUUGGAGACCUCGUGUGGCAGUCCACAUUACGCUUGCCCGGAAGUUAUAAGGGGAGAAAAAUACGAUGGCAGAAGGGCUGAUGUGUGGUCGUGUGGUGUUAUUUUAUAUGCUUUACUGGUGGGCGCUUUACCGUUUGACGAUGAUAAUUUAAGACAACUACUCGAAAAGGUAAAAAGGGGUGUGUUUCAUGUACCCCAUUUUGUGCCGCCUGAUUGUCAGCAACUGCUACGAGGGAUGAUUGAGGUCAAUCCCGAGAAGAGGAUGACGUUAGCAGAAAUAACUCGCCACCCCUGGGUGACCGCGGGAGGCCGGGGGGAGUUGGAACAGGAGCUGCCGAUGAUGGAGGUGGUCCAGACCAGAGUGCUGCCGUCCGCGGAAGCCAUCGACCCUGAUGUGCUGCAGGCGAUAUGCAGUUUGGGCUGCUUCAAGCAUCGGGAGAAGUUGAUACAGGACUUAUUGAGUCCGCAUCACAACACGGAGAAGGUGAUAUACUUCCUGCUGCUGGAGCCCGCGCCCGCCGCGCCCGCCGACCCGCCGCGCAAGCGCCUCGACACCUGCCGGGUCAACGGUCAGUCAGCUCACUUCGGACAGAUAAGUGAAGGGUCACCGAUCACACCGCGACGGUCACAGUUCAGGUUUGGUCGUAACAGGUCCUCCAGCCGUCGCACUGAGGGGCGGAGUUCACCCCAGCUGUCUGCUAGUCCACCUGGUCACACGCCUCACCGCGUUUCUUCACUAGGCGGCACCCCGGCGACGCCUGGCUCGCCACUGGCGUCACCCUCCGUCCGCGAACACCACCACCAGAGGGCUAAUUCUACUGGACCCACGAUAAGCUUAAAUAUAAGCGGGGAGCCCGGCGAGGCGGUCAUAAUAAUAAACGAAUCGCCAAUGGUUGGAUCUUCCGUCUCUGUCAGGCCGCACAGUCCGUCUCACUCGCACAGAGUGCGAGAGAGGUCGUCCCUACCGGGGCCAACUGCGCAGUCUCCGGCGCAGACGUCCCUGUUCCCCAAUCUUGGGACCAUUGCUGUACCAGCGGGCUCCGGCACGGGCCCGGCGGCGCCGUGGCGGGCGCGCUUGGCCACAAUUAAGAAUUCAUUCCUUGGCUCGCCACGGUUUCAUCGGAGGAAAAUGCAGACUUCUUCAGAAGAGGUCCACCUCACCCCGGAAAGCUCUCCGGAACUGACGAAACGCUCCUGGUUUGGCUCGCUUUUAUUAUCCGCGGAUAAAGAGGAGACAUUCACAGCACUUGUCAAGGGGAAACCGCUGGCCACCGUUAAGGCUGACUUGAUACACGCGUUCCUGAGUAUAGCCGAACUAUCCCACAGUGUACUCAGCCCGAUGUCUUUUCGGGUUGAGUAUAAGCGUGGCUCCAACGCGCCGGCCAUGUUCCAACGGCACGUGAGAUUUCAGGUCGACAUUUCUACAAUAACGAAAGCGCCAGGUGAAAACGGAAAGGAGUAUUUAUACGCCAUCACGUUUACAUUAUUAUCUGGCAACAUACGUCGGUUCCGGCGCGUGUGCGAGGUGGUGCAGGCGGCGGUGUGCCGCGCGCCGGGCGCGUCGCGCGCGCCGCCGCACCACCCGCCCUCGCCGCGCGCCGCGCGCCGCAACCUGCAGCCGCUCAAUGCAAACGAAAUACCGGAUAGUCCAGAGACGCCACAGCACCAGGAGCACGACAGCGAUUGUUCCGUGUUCGACUCUAACACACCCGGCAGUCACACGUCCAUCGAGAGGUUGGACCAGAACGGCACGCACACGCUGGGCUCGAACUCGUCCGUCGCGAGCGGCUCCAGUGGGUACAAGCAAGGCGCCAGGUGCAGACGCGCCGUGGAGCCAGCCUCCGCCUCUCUGGACCACGAGAUAAUGAGCUGCGGCCGGGAUCUGCCUGGUACUCACACAAAACGAUCAUCGUCCGAAUGUCGAGAAUCGUCAUCAUCACCUCGCAGGGGUUUAGAGUCUCGGGACUCCUCGAUAAAAGAUGAAUUGCGACGCAAUAAUUCACUGCGGGAGAAUAGACAGCACAGAGGCGACGUGACGCCUACAUCGAUCGCGUAAUCGCAUCGCUUCGGGUGCAGCCGUUCGGCGUGUUAGCCGCUGUUUCGUGGCGCAUUUUGGAGAGUCGCGUUGUGUUGUUGUUCUGAUGCGAUGGAGUAAGGUGUUUUUCGGAAUGGGAACAGCGGGAAAUGCAUUAACUUGUUAAAAAACAGUCAGUAUAUACGGAAAUUUUUGAAUUUACAUGAAGUAUCUGUGCGGAAUGACUGCGAUGAUAUAAUGCUGUCAUCUUAACCCGGUGCUGUGAAACUCUGAAGAAAUAGGAAAAAAAAA
This is a messenger RNA of Zerene cesonia (dogface butterfly), 3152 nucleotides long. It is a transcript of the gene sff, whose product is annotated as serine/threonine-protein kinase BRSK2. Gene Ontology annotation, biological process: protein phosphorylation; intracellular signal transduction; microtubule cytoskeleton organization. The record is from RefSeq and is a predicted model, not a curated record. NCBI's taxonomy places the organism in Eukaryota, Metazoa, Arthropoda, Insecta, Lepidoptera, Pieridae. The coding region runs from base 306 to 2882 and encodes 858 amino acids. Gene Ontology annotation, cellular component: cytoplasm. Gene Ontology annotation, molecular function: ATP binding; tau-protein kinase activity; protein serine/threonine kinase activity. The transcript has 25 exons.